AUGUUGCUGUCUGCAAAGAAGAGCUAUGGGGCUCCUACAGACUUUGGAUUCUGUCUCAAGCCUAACAAGACAGGAGGAACCAAGGAAAUGAAACUACUGUGUGCAGAGACUGAAGAGAGUAAGAUCUGCUGGCUGACAGCAAUUAGGUUAUACAAGAAUGGAAAACAGAUUUAUCAAAAUUACUUAAGACCACAACAAAAAUGUGAUGCAAGCAUUCAGAAUCUUGCGGCUACGAGAAGCAUAUCUGAAAACUCCCUUGUGGCGAUGGAUUUUUCUGGUCAUAAAAGCAGAGUCAUAGAAAAUCCCACAGAAGCAUUGUCCAUUGCACUUCAGGAAGGGUUGUUAUGGCGGAGGAAAAGCAGUGGUAGGAUCAAUUUGCACGGAAUCAAUACAAGUUCUCAGAAUUCUGCAAUGAAUUUAGCAGUCCACAUGUCACAGCCAUGGUUCCACCAUAAAAUAUCAAGAGAUGAAGCUCAAAAACUCAUACACCAACAAGGACUUGUGAAUGGAGUAUUUUUGCUCCGUGACAGCCAAAGUGCACCGAAAUCAUUUGUUCUUUCUAUGUGUCAUGGGCAGAAGAUAAAGCAUUUUCAGAUUUCACCAAUAGAAGAUGGAGGAGAGCUGUACUACACAUUAGAUGAAGGACACACAAGAUUUACAGAUUUGACACAACUUGUUGAAUUUCAUCAGCUGAAUAAGGGAAUAUUGCCUUGCACGCUGAAACACUACUGUACCCGUGUUACAGUUUGA
Messenger RNA from Staurois parvus, 750 nucleotides. Lineage: Eukaryota; Metazoa; Chordata; Amphibia; Anura; Ranidae. The record is from the annotation of a GenBank genome assembly.